AUGGCUGCUGCUGUGCUGACGGGUAGCUUCCGUCCGGCGGCGCCGUCACGUCCUCGAAGCGCGCGGCAAGGGCUUCUGGACAGGCCGACUCCCUUCCACGCCCGACGCAGCAGUCAGCGGCAGACACACAGAGUGACAGCUGCGGCGGAGUCGGCAGCGCUGGCUGCCGCUCUCGCAGUGCGACGGCCGCGUCGGAAGGUCUUGCUUGGCCUCGGGGGCGCCGCAGCUGCCCCUGCUCCUGCGGCCCUUGCCGAGGUGCCCGCUCUGACGAGGAAGACGGAUGUCUUUGACGGUGAAGUCAUGAAGAGCCCGCUGGACACACGAAAUUACCGUGCGCUGACCCUGGGCAAUGGCAUGAGGGUUCUUCUGGCAUCUGAUCCAGAUGCAGUCACAGCUUCGAGCGCGCUAUCCGUCCACGUUGGCUUCUACUCGGAUCCCGAGGAUAUUCCCGGACUCGCGCACUUCUGCGAGCACAUGCUUUUUCUGGGUACCAAAGAGUACCCGGAGGAGAAUUCUUUCGAAAGCUUUCUGGUUGCGAACUCUGGCAGCCAAAAUGCUUUCACAUCAGAAUCGAGCACAACGUACUUCUUUGAAGUUUCCCCGAGUGGUUUGCGCGAGUCACUCCAGCGCUUUGCGUCUUUCUUCCGCGAGCCGCUCUUCACGGCCUCGGCCACAGAGAGAGAGGUUAAUGCCAUCAGCUCCGAGUUCGCAAAGAACCAGGAGAACGAUGGCUUUCGGUUCCAGCAGCUCCUGAAGGGCACUGCAUCCGAAGGCCACCCAGAGAGGCAUUUCGGCUGCGGCAACCGGAAGACCCUGGUGGAGAGCCGAGGCCCGGAGCAACUUCGGGAGUCCUUGAAGACGUUCUUCGAAGCAUACGAUCCCGCAGCGAUGUCGUUGUGCAUUGUCGGCAAGGAGCCCUUGGAUGUGCUUCAAGCUUCGACGGAGGCGUACUUCGGAUCCAUCCCGCAACGCCGUUUGGCUGACCGGCCCUGGAAAUCGCUA
Molecule: messenger RNA, 1002 nt
Organism: Symbiodinium sp. CCMP2456
Lineage: Eukaryota; Dinophyceae; Suessiales; Symbiodiniaceae
Source: the annotation of a GenBank genome assembly